Molecule: messenger RNA, 2158 nt
Organism: Otolemur garnettii (small-eared galago)
Lineage: Eukaryota; Metazoa; Chordata; Mammalia; Primates; Galagidae
Gene: ACSF3
Product: acyl-CoA synthetase family member 3
Exons: 10
Coding region: 47-1846 (599 amino acids)
Biological process (GO): fatty acid metabolic process
Molecular function (GO): medium-chain fatty acid-CoA ligase activity
Source: RefSeq, a predicted model, not a curated record
AAAAAAAAAAAUGAAGAGGAGGAGGUAUUAGGCUGGGCUUGGAAGGAUGAUUGGGAAUUUGCCAAAAAGUAAAAUGUGCUGCCCCAGGGGAUGCAGGGGGCUGUUUGCUGGAGCAAUGAUCCCUCACAUAGCGCUAUCCCUCCUCCGGCGCCUAGCCUAUGCCUUGGCCUCCUGCCGACCAACUCCAGUGAGACUCAGAGGGAGUGGCCUCCUGCACACAGCCCCAGUGGUCUGCCCAGACAGGGAUGCCCCGGUGUUCAUCCAAGCACUGGCCUUUGGGGACAGAAUCGCCAUUGUUGACCAACACGGCAGCCACACGUACAGGGACCUUUACCACCGCAGCCUUCGCCUGUCCCGUGAGCUCUGUGGUUUGCGGGGCUGUGUCAGUGGGGACCUCUGUGAGGAGAGGGUCGCCUUCCUGUGCUCCAAUGACGUCUCCUAUGUGGUCGCCCAGUGGGCCUCAUGGAUGAGUGGCGGCAUCGCGGUCCCGCUCUGCAGGAAGCACCCAGAGGCCCAGCUGGAGUAUUUCAUCCAGGACUCCCGGAGCUCUGUGGUCCUGGCCGGCCAGGAGUAUGUGGGGAUCCUGAGCCCAGUGGUCAGGAAGCUGGGAAUCCCGCUCCUGCCUCUCACGCCUGCAGUCUACGAGGGGGCGGCAGGGGAGCUGCCAGAGGGGCAGGUGCAGGUGCGGGAGUGGAGAGACCGGGGCGCCAUGGUCAUCUACACCAGCGGGAGCACCGGGAGCCCCAAGGGCGUCCUGAGCACCCACCGCAAUAUUGGGGCUGUGGUGACUGGGCUGGUCGACAGGUGGGCGUGGACGAAAGACGAUGUGAUCCUCCACGUGCUCCCACUGCACCACGUCCAUGGUGUGGUCAACAAGCUGCUCUGCCCCCUCUGGGUGGGGGCCACCUGUGUGAUGCUGCCCGAGUUCAGCGCUCAGCUGGUUUGGGAAAAGUUCUUAAGCUCUGAAGCUCCACGGGUUAACGUAUUCAUGGCAGUGCCUACAAUAUAUACCAAGUUGCUGGAUUACUAUGACAGACAUUUCACCCAGCCACAUGUCCAAGACUUUGUGCGUGCAGUUUGUGAAGAAAAAAUUAGGUUGAUGGUUUCAGGCUCAGCUGCCCUGCCAUUGCCUGUGCUGGAGAGAUGGAGGGAUGCCACGGGCCACACGCUGCUGGAGCGCUAUGGCAUGACCGAGAUCGGCAUGGCCCUGUCUGCACCCCUGGCCACAGCUCGCCUGCCAGGUUCUGUGGGGACCCCACUGCCAGGGGUGGAGGUGCGUAUUGUCUCAGAAAACCCUCAGAAGGACAGCUGCUCCUACAUCAUCCACGCUGAGGGAAACGAGAGGGAGACCAAGGUGACCCCAGGGUUUGAAGAAAAGGAAGGAGAGCUGCUGGUCAGGGGGCCUUCUGUGUUCCGAGAAUACUGGGAUAAACCAGAAGAAACUAAGAGUGCGUUCACUUCGGACGGCUGGUUCAAAACAGGUGACACUGCUGUGUUCAAGGAUGGUGGAUACUGGAUCCGGGGCCGGACCUCAGUGGACAUAAUCAAGAGUGGGGGCUAUAAAGUCAGCGCCCUAGAGGUUGAGCGGCACCUCCUUGGCCACCCCAGUAUUGUAGAUGUGGCUGUGAUUGGAGUGCCAGAUAUGACCUGGGGCCAGCGGGUCACAGCUGUGGUGACCCUCCGAGAAGGACACUCGCUGUCCCACAGAGAGCUCAAAGAGUGGGCAAGACACGUCCUAGCCCCAUAUGCAGUGCCCUCUGAGCUCCUGCUGGUGGCGGAGAUCCCGAGGAACCCAAUGGGCAAGGUCAACAAGAGGGAGCUGGUCAGGCAGCUCUACCCGGCCUAACCAGCUUCACAGUGCCACCAGGUGCCCACAGAGGACCUGGUGGGGCCUGGUGUCCUGUACCUGGAGCCCCAAGUCAGGCUAAGCAGAAGGCCUGCCUGCACGGGGUGAAGGCCCCUCCCCAGUAUGACUGUCACAACGAGAGAUGAACCCUGGCCACCCCCACACCCCGCCCCAUUUCCUCAGCCACCAGUGCAGUGAGACACCCUGGUUGUACCUGCCCCCCAUGUUCCCUGAAGUUGGCAGGUCUACUCCAGGGAGGGUUGCAGAGGUAUCUCUGAGAAAUAAAUGAAAUAAAGACUCCACAAGAAGAAA